Closterium sp. Yama58-4 is the source of this 3102-nucleotide messenger RNA. The record is from the annotation of a GenBank genome assembly. Lineage: Eukaryota; Viridiplantae; Streptophyta; Zygnematophyceae; Desmidiales; Closteriaceae.
AUGACGGGCAACAGUUGCCUGGUGUGCGAGACGGUGUUUAAAGACGACAGCAGGUUACAGUCUCACGUCGCUAAUGUCAGUCUUGUUGGCGACGAGGAUACACCCGCUGACGGCGAACCUGCAGAGUCUUCAGAAGACAGCGUGAGGGUGGAGAUUUUCGAUACACUGACGGAGUUGUACCUUUUCUUCCGGGACGCCGAUCUUUCGCACAGGGAAGUUAACCGUCUGCUACACAUUUUCCGCAAUCCGCGCUUCAACCUACGGGCCCUCAGACGAUGGCGCAACUGGGUGGACGUGCGCCGCUGGGGCAUGGCGCGAGCUCCCGCCGACAUGGUCCCUUGGAAAACGGAGGAAAUAGUGGUGCGGGGCCCCAAAGGAAUGCAAAUGAAGCUGCUACUGCACUUCCGCGACACAGAGCUGAAGGAGAUUAAUGACGAGGAUGCACUCAUUCUAGGCGUGCUGAUAUACAGUGAUAGCACCCAGGCAUCACGGAAUGGCAGGAGGAACGCGUGGCCGGUGCUGAUCUCACUUAUCAACAUUCCGGCGGAAUUGCGUGGAGUAGAGCCUGGGCACACAUUGGCGGCGGUGCUUCCGUUCCCACCUGAGUGGGCAUCGCCUACGGAGAAGACGCGCGUCUUCCAGGAGGCACUAAAGAUCAUCCUCGCGCCCAUCAUGCGAGAGUCUGCAAGCGCGCCAGUUCGCUUCUUCUACUGCACAGACGUGGACGGUAAGGUGCACAAGGCGGUCCCUUGCCUGUACGGAUACCCUGCCGACUUCCCUGAGUCCAGCAGAGCAUCUGCGACGCUUCAGCAAGGGUCGCAUCGACCAUGCGCUAACUGCUAUGCAGACAAGGGGGAGUUGACCAUGAUGGUGGGGAAGGUAGAUCCACGUACCCCCGAGAAGCAGAGGGACAUUGUCCGACAGAUCCUGGCGUGUAAGACGCAAAGCCACGCUGACGAUGUGCGGAAGUUGUGGUCAACCUAUCCGAUCGAGUGCGUGCUUCACAGGUGGAAUUUCGCAGACACAGAGUGGGGCAACGUGUAUCUGGCAUGCCUUGCAGACACACUGCAUGUUCUGGACUCUGGCGUGCUGAUCCACAUGAUGGACACCUACAUAGAGCCGCUCGGGAAGGUUGAGAUGCGGCUGCUUGAACGACGCAAGAAGGAGUUCAAGGCCAUCACGCCUAGCGUUCUCCUCCGAAUCCCAGGGGGCUCAUCGUUCUUCAGUUCAGGCGCAAAUUACGCCGCGUUCGAGCACAGGAGCAUGAUGCAGAUAAUGCUGAUAUUGGUGGCUGACGAGAGUGCAUUGAAGGGUGGAGAGGAGGGAGAGCUGCGUGCUUUACAGGUCAAAGCGUUCCGGCUGUUUGCUGUGUUUUACAAGGCGUUUCUGGGGGUUGACAGGCACACACAUACAACAAUUGCGAUUGCCCGUCAGCAUGCGAUAGCGUUGGUGGAGUUGCUACCGCGGGCAUUUCCAAAGCAGGCAUCCCACUGGAGACUCCCAAAGAUACACAUGAUAAGGCAUUUACUGGACAACGUUGUGCACCGUGGGAUGCCGCACCAUUAUUCCACGGAAAUGUGGGAGCGCACGCACAAGGGCACGGUUAAGGGUCCAGUAAGAGGGAGCAACUGGAGCGACAUUCCACGCCGCAUUGUGGAGGAGGAGGUGCAGCGAGAGGUGUACCGUGAAGUGGCUGCAGACGCGGGGGGUGGGCGACGGUACGCGACCGCAUUGAGCGAGGUGCGUACGGGUGUUCUUGGUACUGUGAUGGCCAUUGGGAGUAUACAGUGGAGCGGUUUACCAGGGAAGAGUCGUGCCUCAAGCGGCGGGGAGUCGGAUCCAGUGUACGAUGAGUACACCGCCGCGCUUGGAGACGAGAUGAAGGGGAUGGCCGAUGAGUUCAAGGCGUUGGGGCUGUCUACCAACAACGUGCAGGUCCACACGGCGGUGGCCAUUCCGCGCACAAGGGGCGGAGAGCUAGUGGCGAAAAGGACAUUUGUGAAGGCGUCUCCCCGAGAGAGGUGGUAUUCGGACGUGGCACUGCUGAACAACAAGAAGGGAGACUGGUUUGCAAGAUGUAUGUGCAUCUUCAGGGCGGUUGACCGUGAUGGGGAGUGGAAGGGGUACGCAUACGUGCGGUACUAUGAGGGGGCGGGAAUAUGCAAGCUUACGGGGUGCAAGCAGCUGCACAAGCAAGUGGAGAAGGUGUUCACGGAGUUCGUGGAGACUGUAAAUGGUGUGCACUUCAGCCGUGAUCGCAACACCCUCAUCCUAACCAUUCACGAGGCGCAUCGCAUCACAGGCGAGGUCGCGCGACCCGUCACGGAGCACGGCUUCAGUGUGCAGCACCUCACCAACACCCGAAUCGUCAACAUUCGUGGGUCGGUUCCUGAAGGGGGCCUUCCGCACCUGCAGGGAGUGGAGGAUGCGCUGAAGGGCCAUUACCGCGUUAUGCUCAUGAAGCGUGCGAUAGCGGCGAAGCGGUUCCAGUUCGACUAUUCGGCAUCCAUCACUGACGUGGAUUAUGGCCUCAUGCUCGAGUGGCUGGGAGAAGCGUGGACUCGCGUGCGCGCAGCAACCAUGCAGAGGAGCUGGUGGCGCGCCGGAUGCGUGCCCCCGAGCUGGCCGCCACUGAUGGCGUACUUGAGUGACACGAGCGCAACGGGCAUGUUUGAGCCCCUCAUUGCGAUAUGCGUCGAGCUGCAGUUGCUCAUCGAGAAGUUCAAGAUGAGGCCUGCGUGCUAUAUGACGGCGGCCGAGUUCGUCAACUGCGACGCGGGACUCUGCGUGGAGCAGGGGUUCAGGGCCACACCUGCGGCCAGCGCGUCGGAUGACUCGUCGGGCGAGAUGAGCCUGCCAGACGGCCCACUGCUGCGUGACGAGCGCAGCAGGCGGCGCGUGAUUCGCAACGUAACAAAUGCGUACGUGGAGCGUGCCGACGCGCUCGGCAUUCCCCCGGCCCUCGUGCCAGCAGAGGUCGGAGCAUCUAACCAGGAGGUGAUUUCCCGCCUCGGCAGGACGCCAGUCAAGCGUGCGCGCGCGGGGAUGUGCCCUGAGGACGUGCCAGACCCAGCGGUGCGCGAGACAGAGGACGAUGAGUGA